GCCAUAGAUGCGAGUGCGUCCAGUUGAUUCGGUUUAUUCAUAGAAUUUGUUAUGCUGCUGCUGCAGGGACGUGUGUGCGUGUUUUUUAUUUCGUCCAGACGCGUUCGGGGAGGGUUUGAAUGGAUUGAGAACAUUUUGAGGGUGUGGACUGUGAAGCUGGAUUCGGAUUUUUCUCGACACACUUUAAAUUUAGAUGCAGGAGUUUGGAUAUUUGUGAAUUGAAUCGGAAGUUGAACUGAGCAGAGGAGGAAUCGCGUGUGGUCGGAAAUUUUACGUCCUGGUGCACCAUUGGGGUUGAGUUCAUCGAGGGAUGAGGACGAUGCCGGUCGUGGAGGUUAUGGAAGAUUUCUUCCUCAGCUCUGGCUCCAAGCAUCCUUCCCUCAUAGAACUGCCGUUAGCCAUUCAUGACUAUCAAUGGGAGCGACCACAAGGACAGAAAUUUUACUUGCAGGGCAAGAUUAACGGGCUUCAAGAAGUAUCCGUUGAAGUCGACGUGUGGAAUUUAGAGCUUCCACUGGAAGGCAAGCCUAAAAUCUUGGUUCAUCAAGUGACUGGUGCAUGGAUCGAGCUGCGUAAACCGCGAGACUUUUACUUAGAGACCACGAAAGUCGUGGUAGUGGCGGCUUAUUUCUUGAUAUUUGCCAAGCAGAAAUCAAAUUCUACGAAAGGAGAUGUCUGGCGAUACGUCCGCAAAGAGUGUAGUGAAUUUCAAGCAAAGCCAAAUCAGAAAGACCUAGCACAAGCUUUUCUUUUGCUCAGGUCAAUAGUGACGAAUGAUCCGAAAUUACAGGAGUCUUUGAUCAUACCGCAGUUCUUUCCAAAUCUUUCUAAGAACCGGGGAUCCCAAAUUGCCAAGGGCUCUAAUGCAGAUAAGACACACUCGCACGUGAAUAGGGACUAUUCAUCAGUUUCAGAGCCCCUUACACGUAAAGGUUUAAGCAGUGGGAAGAACACUUCCAGAAAUGAAGUCGACUUCCCUUCACAUGUCCACGAUGAUUUGAAAGGAGAACCAAGUUCGCAAUACAUGCGGAGGAUGCGCAGCCUUGCUGAAUUUGCAAUAGAGGCUGAUCUUCCCCUUUCAAAAAGGCUUACCCCAGUGCGGAAGAAGAGAAAAUCAGGACGAACAGCACUUCGACACAACCUCGGAAAAGCAAAGCGAUGUACGAAAUUCGAAAGUGAUGACGAUUGCGUUGACGAGCCUGAUGUGUGUGCAUUCUGUGACGAUGGUGUGGAAGGAAGUGAGCGACUCCUUUGCUGUGAUGGUCCAUGCAUGCGAUCCUUUCAUCCAACAAUAGACUCUGGGUGGCAAAACAAGUGUCCAACUCUUCGCCUUACUAGAGCCGCUGUUAGUGUUGAGAUUUGGAUCUGCCCGAAUUGUGAAGUUGGGCAGCAUCAAUGCUUUGUCUGCGGAAAGCUUGGGAAAUCCACUGGGUCAGCUGAUCACCAGCAGGUCUUUAAAUGUGAGCAUAGGCAAUGUAAGCGAUUUUAUCAUCCUGCUUGUGUGGCCAAGCUCCUAGUUCCAGACGUUGCAUUAAACAAUUUGGCUUGUCGAAUCCAGCUGAAGUUUGAGACCUUCACUUGUCCCCUUCACAAAUGUGCUAACUGCAACUUGGAUGAAGACAAGGCAGACCCCACUCUGUGCCUGAUCAAGUGCAGGCGCUGCCCUGCAGCAUGGCAUGAGAGAUGCUUGCCACAAGCAUGUCGCAGUCAAAUGUGGCCACUUGAAGACGGCAAAUGUGUUAUGUAUUGUGGAAAACACAGACUCGAUCCAGAGCUGUUGACUCCGGAGCGUAACCAUAUUACAUUUCCAGAAUUAGAAAAGGGAGGCGUUCCAAAUGGCUCCAACUAUUCUGGAUCUUUGCUAUCAUACAAAGCUACAGCUUCAGAGAGAGUUUCACAAUCUUGACUUGUGAACCAGUUGAGCAGAAAAGUGACGCUUUCUUCACUGAAUUUAGUGCGUAGGAAUGGAUUGCAAGUGCACAAUAGAACCCACUGCUGCUGAUGUGUACAGUGUGCCUGGAACGUUCCCCAACCUUAGAUUUGGAGAAGAAUAUUUUUCAAUUGAGGAAUGGUUUCAACAUCAAUUUUGUUAAUUUUUGUAUAGAAGUAGAGAAACAUAGUAAGAUAAGUUUCCAUUUAGAAGCCAAGAGAAUCCCACCGAAUUAUUUGUACAUUGGAAACGCUGUCCAACUUCAAAAAUCGUCCUAGUGCAACUCCGACUCAAAACUUACAAUCAAAGACUAUAACCCUGCUCUGUAACAUCCAUUCAAGUUUUCGACCUUUUCACUGUUACAUUCGGAAAA
Physcomitrium patens is the source of this 2303-nucleotide messenger RNA. NCBI's taxonomy places the organism in Eukaryota, Viridiplantae, Streptophyta, Bryopsida, Funariales, Funariaceae. The record is from RefSeq and is a predicted model, not a curated record.